Molecule: messenger RNA, 3704 nt
Organism: Megalopta genalis
Lineage: Eukaryota; Metazoa; Arthropoda; Insecta; Hymenoptera; Halictidae
Gene: Sap-r
Product: prosaposin
Biological process (GO): sphingolipid metabolic process
Cellular component (GO): lysosome
Source: RefSeq, a predicted model, not a curated record
UCAUCCACAUACAUCGCAUACACACACAUGGAAGAACGGUUGCCUGUCACGUGAUAACCGUCUCGACUCUUAUUGGCCAUCGUAGAAAAUAGAAAGAGAACAAGAGAGAGACUGCACCAUCGGAGAAUACGUAUAAACGCUACCGCUACGAACAAUCCGGAACAAUCGUUUGAGAGUAGUGUUUUGCUCAAGCGCUGUUUAACGAUUUGUCGAUACCCGUUCAAAUAGUAUCUUACCGGACCUUCAGUAAGCAACUGGCAGGUCUUUGUUGGUAACUCAACAACAAAGAAACAUUUCUGAGAUCACUUCAGAAACGAAGCUACGAAAAUGAAGACAUUGAUCACGCUUUGCGCAUUUCUGGUUGUGUGUACGGCCAACGUAAUAAUCAAUGCAGGACAACCAACUCAUCUUCUAGGUAAGGAUGGAGCCACAUGGGGUCCUUCGCACUGGUGUGCAAAUAUUAAAAAUGCAGCAGAAUAUAGUGCAGUUGGUUAUUGCAUAAAAACGUUAUGGAAUAAAAUGGAAGUACCAGAAGAUAAUGAUGACGUUUGUAACGUCUGCAAGAACAUGGUUCAAAUGGCUCGUGAUCAACUAGAAAGCAAUCAAACUCAAGAAGAUCUAAAAGCUGUGUUUGAAGGGAGCUGCAAACUGAUUCAUAUUAAACCAAUUGUGAAAGAGUGCAUAAUAAUUGUUGAUGACUAUAUUCCUGAAUUAGUUGAAACAUUGGCAUCACAAAUGAAUCCAUCUGUCGUCUGUUCAGUAGCUGGUCUUUGUAAUUCCGCCCAUUUCGAUAAAUUGUUAGAAGAAUACAGUUUACCAACAAGCAAAGUCGCCGAUAUAAGAUCUCAUUCUCUAGAAAAAGACGAAGUUGAACCUGAUAACUGCACCAAAUGUCUCACAGUUGCAGCACAUAUGGAAUAUAAAUUAAACAAUUCGCCUCGCAAACAAGUGUUACAAAAAUUUCUUAAUUUCUGUGCAGAACUCAGUAGUUUUUCAGAUGCUUGUUCUGCAACCAUUUUAACUUAUUUUGAUACCAUAUAUGCUCAUUUACAAGAAAAUUUCAAUGCCCAAAAUAUUUGUCAUUUAUCUGGACAAUGUACUGCACAGUUUCAUAAACAUGAAGACUCUGAUGGAGGUCCAAAAGUUGAAAUUAGGCCGCUCUCAAGUGUUGGCAUGGUUGAUCUAAGCGACGAUUUACCAUGCAAAUUGUGUGAACAACUUGUAGAACAUUUACGAGAUCUUUUAGUGGCUAAUACUACAGAAUCAGAAUUCCAUCAAGUAUUAGAUGGAUUAUGUCAACAAACAAAAUCGUUUGCAAAAGAAUGUACUUCCAUUGUUGAUGAAUAUUACCCAGAAAUUUACGAAUAUCUCACAAAACGUAUUAAUAGUAAUAGUGUAUGUGAAAUUUCUGGAAUUUGUCCUGCUCCAGGAAAAGCAGUACAGAGUCAACCAAUUUGGCCUCUGUUACCACAGAAUGUGGAACAAAUAGGACUACGGAUUUUCCAAAAUUCAAACAAAAAUGUGAAAUCUAAAAAAGAAGAGAAAUCUAAACCAUUAAGCGAAUCAGAAAUUGAAGGAAUGCAAUUGGAUAUUGGCAGGAUGUUUCCGUUUCCGUUGUCAGAGGGUCCGGUAAAAGUUAAUGGAAAAUCAUACUGUGUUAUUUGUGAAUACAUAUUACAUUACAUUCAGGAGACUUUAUCAAAUCGUACUACAGAGGAGACAGUGAAACGUAUUGUAAAAGAAGUAUGUAACAAAUUACCAAAAGGUGUGAAAGAUGAAUGUUCACAAUUUAUAGAUUCAUAUGGAGAUGCUGUUAUUGCUAUAUUAAUUCAAGGAAUCGAUCCAGCCCAUGUAUGUGAAAUGUUACGUCUAUGCCCCAGCAAAAGCUUUAUGAAAUUAUGGGAAAGUGUUCCAGCAAAAUAUACACUUGAAGAAAAAAGGGUUAGUAAUAAACCUAGUUGCCCGCUUUGUUUGCUGGCUAUAACAAAAGUUUAUAAUGAAAUUAAAAAUAAUAAGACUGAGGCAAAGAUAAGAGAGGAGUUAGAUAAACUAUGUAACGCAUUACCUAUGUCUCUAACCAAAGAGUGUACAGAUUUAGUGAAGGUCUACACUAAAGAUCUUGUAGAAGUGAUACUCGCAGACUUUACGCCAGAAGAAGCAUGCGCUUAUCUUCACCUGUGCGACUCUGAUAAGAAUUCAUACAAUAAAAAUAUUUUCGUUAUGGAUAAGAAUGGCGAAAUCUUAACUAACGAAAUACCAGAUACAGUCCCAUCUGACAAUGAGUGGAGUGUAAAUGAUGAGCCAGUGAAUGCACUUUUGGACUCUGAACAGAGUGCUGAUAAUCUACGAAUUCCUUUCCUAUGUCCUGCAUGCAAAUUGGCGGUAAAAUUUGUUCUGAAGGAAAUUGGCAGCGACAGAUCGAGGGGAAAAAUUGAAAAUGCGUUGCAAAGAGCUUGCGGACACGUUCCACACAGGGAAAGAGGAAAAUGCUCCAAUCUUGUCAGCAAUCAUGCCGAUGGUAUAAUUCAAGCUAUAACCAGUGGCGGUAGGAAUCCCAUUCCGAGACUAGUUUGCGCGGCCGCAGAAGCUUGUGUUGUGCGCGUUGUGGAUUUAGUGCCUCAAGUAAAUGAUGAGCCAGUGAAUGCACUUUUGGACUCUGAACAGAGUGCUGAUAAUCUACGAAUUCCUUUCCUAUGUCCUGCAUGCAAAUUGGCGGUAAAAUUUGUUCUGAAGGAAAUUGGCAGCGACAGAUCGAGGGGAAAAAUUGAAAAUGCGUUGCAAAGAGCUUGCGGACACGUUCCACACAGGGAAAGAGGAAAAUGCUCCAAUCUUGUCAGCAAUCAUGCCGAUGGUAUAAUUCAAGCUAUAACCAGUGGCGGUAGGAAUCCCAUUCCGAGACUAGUUUGCGCGGCCGCAGAAGCUUGUGUUGUGCGCGUUGUGGAUUUAGUGCCUCAAGUAAAUGAUGAGCCAGUGAAUGCACUUUUGGACUCUGAACAGAGUGCUGAUAAUCUACGAAUUCCUUUCCUAUGUCCUGCAUGCAAAUUGGCGGUAAAAUUUGUUCUGAAGGAAAUUGGCAGCGACAGAUCGAGGGGAAAAAUUGAAAAUGCGUUGCAAAGAGCUUGCGGACACGUUCCACACAGGGAAAGAGGAAAAUGCUCCAAUCUUGUCAGCAAUCAUGCCGAUGGUAUAAUUCAAGCUAUAACCAGUGGCGGUAGGAAUCCCAUUCCGAGACUAGUUUGCGCGGCCGCAGAAGCUUGUGUUGUGCGCGUUGUGGAUUUAGUGCCUCAAGUCGAUGCGGUUUCCAACUCUGUAUAAGAUGGACUAGGGACUGAUAACAUUUGAAUACCUAUAGCAUGCGAUAUAUACAAACUGGCGACGGAUUAUGUUUUGCAGAAAGUUGGCAGCGACAGAGGGCGAUAUAUAAAAUUAAAUAUGUGUUCUGUUAAGCAUGUGGUUGUCCUCCAAAAUUUGUACACAACAAAUGUACUGACAUUGCCCAUAAAUAUGGCGAUUGUAUAAUUACAGUUCUUACUGUACAGACUCUAGGCUGGUCGCAGGUACAUGGAGUCUUAAAUGGAGAAAUAGUUUCAAGUUUUACUAAUGAUUGCCAUGUUUGUUUAUAAUGUAACGUUGUUAAUAUCGGAUGUAAAAAGUUUGUAUGUUAUCUCAGUUUUAUUCUAAUAAACAGGUUAUGGUUAAUUGUU